UGCAAUGCAAUCACGAAAAAAAUAAAUAGUCUUAAUAAAACAAAAUCUCUUUAUAUUUAUUGUUCAUUUAAACAUGUAAAAGUGCGGGGAAUUUUAGAAUUAUUUGCCGUCUAUCUUCUGCAAACGGAAAAGCUACAACAUGGCCGAUGCCUAUUGCCUGGCUAACUUUAUUGAUUAUUCGGCGCUCCACCAGCCCCUGAAACACAAUCGUAUUAAGUACACCUGCUUCGACAUAUCGGAAAAUUUCAUUAUAUUUGGAGCCACGUCCGGAUCGCUUUAUUUGUUUAAUCGCGUGGGGAAAUUCCUGCACCUCAUACCCAACAAACAUGGCAGUAUCAGCCAUUUGGCCAUUUCUUCAAACGAGAAAUAUGUAGCAUUUGCAACGCAACGUUCGCUCAUUUGUGUCUAUGCAGUAAAUCUGUCAGCCCAGAUCUCGCCGCAGGUGAUUGUCACGCACUUGAGCAGCGAUCAAUCGGUCCAAGUAAGCUGCAUCCAUUGGACGCAGGAUGAGAAACAGUUCUAUUAUGGUGACACACGCGGACAAGUGAAUCUGGUGUUGCUCUCCUCGUUCAUUGGCCACAGUUUGCUACUGAAUAUGAGUGUGCAUCCCUUGCUGUUUCUGGAGUCCCCUAUUGUGCAAAUCGAUGACUUUGAGACGCUACUGCUAGUAUCCAACUGCAGCAAAUGUAUACUCUGUAAUACAGAGUAUGAGGAGUACAAACAGAUUGGCAACCGUCCACGUGAUGGCGCCUAUGGCGCCUGCUUCUUCAUGUCUCCUCACGAAUCUGUGCAGCCCUCUCGCAUCUAUUGCGCUCGACCAGGCACACGCAUCUGGGAGGUGGACUUUGAGGGAGAAGUGCUGCAAACGCAUCAAUUUAAAUCCUCAUUGGCCACACCGCCGACCAAAAUCCACAAGCCCAGUAGCAACAGUGAUGCAGACGCGGACACAGAUGAGCAGAAUGAUGAGGUGUUGGACUAUCAGCCGCAGCAUCUACAAUUUGGCAAAGUGCAGCGCUUUUUGCAGGACUUUUUGUUGGCAUUCACAGAACUUGGUCUCUACAUAUUCGAUGUACGCAACUCCCGUGUCGUUCUCUGGUGCAAUCAGUUCGAACGCAUUGUGGACUGCCGUAUUGCCGGCUCGAAUAUAUUUGUCUUCACUCAGACAGGAUCGCUCUAUAGCGUCCAAUUGCAGACACUUCAAGCGCACGCCUGCCAUCUCGUUCAACAGUCCAAGCUACUCGAAUGCGCCCUUCUCAUGCGUAAGCAUGUCAAGUACUUUGCGGACAAGGCACGUGAGAAUUAUGAGCUUAAAGUCCUGAAUCAGCUGAAGCAAUUACUCAUCGAGCGCCAAGAAUAUGAGCUGCUCAACGAUAUAUCCGUAAUCUUUGAUGCCAUCUCUCAGUGUACAGGUAGUGCUGGAGAUACGCAGAGCUCGGGAGGAAGCUCGGCAACUACCGAGCGCAGUGGCAGUGGCGUUGGUGUUGUUUGUUGUCCAGCAGUAGCCCCACCACCACCUGCACCACCCAAAGGCGUCUAUGUGCUGGAGAAUGCGUUUUGCGAUAAUUUGAAACAGGCACCCAAAUCCGGACACUUUAAGGACGCGCUACUGACGGUCACGGGCAAAUUUGGCAAAAAUAUCAUAAAAUACAAAUUCAACAUUUUCGCAGACGAGCAACAGCAACUGGUCCGCGAACUUAUACCGGCCAGCGAACGUUCGUUGCCCUUCAAGGACGUUAAGGCACGUUACGAACUCGAAUCUGGCCCCGAUGAGGAUGAGGAAAUUGUGGUGCGCACCUCAAAACGGGCCCCACCGCUCUCUGCACCACACAUAAGUCCAGAGCAAAAGACCAUAUAUAAUCUCUAUUUGAUUUACAAGAGCACGAAGUUCAGCAAUAUGCGCUGCGUUGAACGCUAUCGCGAUGUCUUUGACCAGUACGCGGCCAAUGAGCUGAUAGCAUUGCUAGACAAGCUCGCCAAAGUGAUGAUGGAGCAUGGCGACAGCAAGGAGCAAGCCCAACGAAAUUGCUAUGAGAUGUACUUUGACUAUUUUAAUUCUGAGCUUAUAUGGGAAGUCGAUGAUGCCACAAGGGACUAUAUAGCCAAUGGCUUUGUGUUGCUGAACGAAGGAGCGGACAUUGUGCGCUGUCAGAAUUGUGAAUUUCCAAUGAGAUUUGACAACACGUGUCUAUAUCAUGAUUUGGGUGCAGUGCUCCUUCGUUAUUUCUGGUCACGGAACGAGCAGCUAAAAUGCUUCGACGUUCUAUCCGCUGUGCCCGCUCUGCUGGAUGUUCUGGCUAAAUUCUAUUUGGCAGAGCACAAUCUGGAAAAGGUAUUGCCGAUUGUGCUGAAUUACGGACAGCCUGAACUAUUAUUGGAAGUAGGCCGACAUUUUCAAGUGGGCGGCUGGGCGCGAUGUUUUGAGCAAUUCGUGGAGCUGCAGCGCGGUCGGGUUAUGUGCGUCAAUUGUGAGUGUGUUAGCAAUAUGGAGCAAAUGACGCGUCAUUUCUUCUACACAUGGAACUGUUUUCUCAACAUUGCAUUGGAUUAUCUGACUGCAACAGAUAUACUCGCACUUAUAUUCAAAUGGAGCUCCUAUAUACCAAAUGAUGCCAUCGAUCGUGAGUUUUACACGCGUUGUCUGCUGAAGGGUUAAAAUUGAUUAUGAUUAGUAAUUUCAAAGAACUAGCUGAGGACCAGUGGACGUUAUAUAUAUACAUAUAUAUUUACACACAGCGAUUGUAUAACUAUAUACUCUUGUAUUUAUUGUUGAAGUAUUUGCAGUUACAUUCCAGAAAUCAGAAUCCAUAUAAUCUUGCUAAAGCCAAUACCAAAAGCAUUUAUUCUAUAUAUACACCCAUAUAUAAGUACAUGUGACAUGUAUUUACUCUAUGUACACACACUAUAUAUAAAUACCUUAACUGUUGUAAAUUACAUUCAUAAAUGCA
Molecule: messenger RNA, 2945 nt
Organism: Scaptodrosophila lebanonensis
Lineage: Eukaryota; Metazoa; Arthropoda; Insecta; Diptera; Drosophilidae
Gene: pink
Product: Hermansky-Pudlak syndrome 5 protein homolog
Exons: 3
Coding region: 140-2653 (837 amino acids)
Biological process (GO): developmental pigmentation
Cellular component (GO): cytoplasm
Molecular function (GO): protein binding
Source: RefSeq, a predicted model, not a curated record